CUCCCCCAGGCUUCCCGGUUGGCCGACGUCUCCAGGCUGCAGGAUGACAUCAUCAAGCUGACGGACAAAAUCAAGAAGAAGCAGGAGAGCUUCCAGCGCCUGCAGACGGAGAAGGAGGCUCUGUACAACGACAGCAGGACGAAGAUCGACGAGAUCAACCAGAGGAGGGAAGAAGAAGUGAAGGCGGCCAACCUGCGGCUGCAGAAGCUGCAGUCAGACCUGACAGCAGCCAAUCAGGUGGCAGUGGAGCUGAAGGAGCAGCUGGAGAGCAAAGAGACGCAGCACCAGGCAGCUCUGCAGGCCCUGAAGGACCAGGCGGCCAAUCGGAGCGCGCUCAGUCAGGAGCAGGUGGACGUCGUCCUGCAGGAGAACGAUGCUCUGAGGACGAACCUGGCCGCUCUGGAACAGAUCCAGACCUCCAAGACGCAGGAGCUGAACCUGCUGAGGGAGCAGCAGGAGGCGCUGGCGGCGGAGCUGCACCAGAGGAGGGCGGAGCAGGAGGGCCUGCUGGCCCAGAAGGACGACCUCAGCUCCCAGCUGCAGGAGUCCAGCUUCGCCAACAGGAAGCUGCUGGAGCAGCUGACAGAGGAGACGCAGGAGAAGGAGCAGCUGCUGGGAGAGCUGGAGGAGACCAGGAAGACGGCGGAGAAGCGGAAGGCCAUGUUGGACGACAUGGCGUCUCAGCUGAACCAGGUGAAGUCUGACCACAAGGAGGCGCUGUCUGACCUCAGGCUGCAGCAUGAGAAGGAGGUCCUCGGCGUGAGAGCUCGCUAUGAGAAGGAGCUGCGGGUUCUCCACGAGGAGAAGAACCGCUCUGAGGAGGAGAUCCGGCAGCAGCUCAAGGAGGAGAAGGGUCGGACCAGAGAGCUGCAGAGCCUGCAGCAGCAGCUGGAGGAUCUGCAGCAGCAGCUCCAGGCCAUGGAGGGAACCAGGGACUGGUUCGAGAGGAGGCUGAAGGAGGCCGAGGAGAACCUGGAGAUGAACGGCGAGCGGCACCGGCAGGACGUCCAGACGCUGCAGGAGGAACACGGCCAGCAGCUGCAGGAGAAACAAGCUGAGAUGGAGGGAUGGAAGCAGCGGCUGGUGGAGGUGGAGAAAGAGAGAGAUGAAGACAGAGAGACGAUCGGGAAGCUCAGACAGGAGCUGAAGGACACGGUGGACGGCCAGCGGAUCCUGGAGAAGAAGGGCAGCUCUGCGCUGAAGGACCUGAAGCGGCAGCUGCAGCUGGAGAGGAGGCGGGCCGACAAGCUGCAGGAGCGGCUGCAGGACAUCCUGACCAACAGCAGGACCAGGACAGGUCUGGAGGAGCUGGUCCUGUCUGAGAUCAGCAGUCCCAGCCGGACUCAGCAGACCGGGGACUCGUCCUCCGUGUCCUCGUUCUCCUACAGAGACGUGAUGAAGGACGCGCAGCCGGCCAAUCAGAACAGGUCCGGCGCCGGCAGCCCGCAGUCGCAGCGACCCGCCGAGCUUUCUGAUGACGAGAUCGGGGAACUGUUCCAGCGGUUGGCCGAGGUCCAGCAGGAGAAAUGGAUGCUGGAGGAGAAGGUGAAGCACCUGGAGGUGAGCUGCUCGUCGAUGGCCGAGGACAUCUGCAGGAAGAGCGCCAUCAUCGAGACCUAUGUGAUGGACAGUCGCAGAGACGUGUCGGGCGGCGCACUGGCAGCUCACGGAGGCUCCCAGGGAGACAGAGGAGGUCUGGGCUCGGUGCUUCGAGACCUGGUGAAACCCGGAGACGAAAACCUGAGGGAGAUGAACAAGAAGCUGCAGAACAUGUUGGAGGAGCAGCUGACCAAGAACAUGCACCUGCAGAAGGACCUGGAGCUGCUGUCCCAGGAAUUAGUCCGGCUCAGUAAAGAGGGCGGUCUGGGUGUUGGCGGCGCUGCCGGUUCUGGAUGAGACUAUAAUCUGGAUCCAUCCUGCUUGCUUCCUUCCUCCUCACUCGCUGCAUUCACAACCUGCUGGGGUCUGUCUACAUUCUGGAGCCAGAGUGGGCUCUGGGCUAGGACUAAGUGCUGGUUCAUGUCCAUCUGGACCAGAAGGUCUCAGGGACGGAGGACGAGGAGCUCUGAAGACACUUGGUCUCAUUUCAUUUGUCUUUGUUGAAUGUACUGUAAUUAGACUGCACCGCUCACCUCUCUGGGCCCUGGCUAUGACCUGGAGAACUCUGUUUAUCUUGCAGCAUGCUGAGCCCUGACCUCACCAAUUCCUGUCUGGGAUCUGACUAUGACCUGGAUUCUGUCUGAAACAGUCACCAUGACAACUGAGCACAGACUAACAGCCAAUCAGUGAGCUUGCUUUCCGGUUGCUAUGGUUACCGUUUUGGUUUCGCUCACUGGAAACACAACGCUGAACUUUACUACAAAAUGUUCUGAAGACGGAACCAAAGAUUCUAUCGGAUCCGCCCGUCACUACAGACCAACUGGGCCGCUUUCUGCCACCAGGUGGCACCAGAACCUUCAGCCAGCAGGAGGUCUGACUGGUUCUGGUUCUGAGCGGUUCCGUCUGCUACAAUAAACAGAACCACACAGUCCAGAUGUUCCUGACCGGGUCACAAAGUAUUUGAGUUAAGGUCGGUUCUGGACGUGUUCCAGAAUGAGACCAGAUUCUGCAGAAGAAAAACAGAACCAUCCGAUUGGUUCUGACCUGACCCAGUAGACGGUGAACCUAUUCUGGUCCAGGCGGGUUCUGGGUUCUGUUAAACCGGAACCAAUCCUGUCCUGAAUAGAUCAAUUCCUAUGUUUGGACCUUCAGAACCAGCCUGAUGAGCCUGUUGGUGGAAAACAAAAGGUUCUGUUGACUUUCACACAGAACCAGCUGAUGUUCUGACCCAGAGUAGAACGGACCAGCAGGUCGGAGUUCUGCUGUCUGCCAGGUUCUGUAGUGCCUCUGGUCCAGAACCAGACCGGCCUCAAGUAAUCACUAACACUCCAAGGGUUAGACUACUUCCUGGAUUCCCUCCAGGACAGAACCAAAGUUCUGCAGCUGGUUCUGGUUUCAGCUCUCUUCUGGACACUGUCUACUUCCUGGAUUGCCUGAAAAUAUUUCCUCUACUGUUUUAUGUGCGGAGUCCGGAUCAGUCUACUUCCUGCGGAAUUUAAAUUUCCAUUAUAAGUUCGAACUUAUGACUUACUGACCAUUGGGCUCUGACUACUUCCUGGACUCUGCUUUAGACUGACAUCUCGGCCCGUUCUGGGCGGAACCGGCUUUGUUUUUCGUGCAGCUUCAGGAAGUUUGAAUUUUAUCAUCUGAAUCAUCUAAUCUGAACAGGUUUUGUGUGCCGUUUGGAUCAGAACCGUGUUUGUACCGUCUGGUCUGGUCCUGUAAAUAAUCGCUGUGAUUUAAAGAAUAAACUAUUUAUGUCUGAUCAUCAUGACGCUAAUUAAUGUAUCCAUGAAGAGAAAUAAAAUCCUGUCUGGAACCAG
Poecilia latipinna (sailfin molly) is the source of this 3422-nucleotide messenger RNA. RefSeq names its product GRIP1-associated protein 1. The transcript has 20 exons. NCBI's taxonomy places the organism in Eukaryota, Metazoa, Chordata, Actinopteri, Cyprinodontiformes, Poeciliidae. The annotation marks the transcript as partial. The record is from RefSeq and is a predicted model, not a curated record. Gene Ontology annotation, cellular component: postsynaptic recycling endosome; extrinsic component of postsynaptic early endosome membrane; glutamatergic synapse. Gene Ontology annotation, biological process: neurotransmitter receptor transport, endosome to postsynaptic membrane; regulation of recycling endosome localization within postsynapse; regulation of modification of synaptic structure.